UUGUUGUCAGUUGAUUCUUCCUCCAGGCAUGGAUCAAAGUUUGAGAACAGCUGCUCGUGUAGGAAAUGUUAGUGAAUUGUAUACAUUAAUUCACAGGAACGGAAAUGUUUUGAGGCGCCUCGACGAGGUUGAGUUCAUCGAGACGCCUUUACACAUAGCUGCAGAAGAGGGGUGCCUCGGUUUUGCGAUGGAGAUUAUGAGCUUAAAGCCAUCCUUUUCUAGGAAGCUAAACCAACAAGGUCUGAGCCCCAUGCAUCUCGCCGUCGAGAGAGGGCAUAAGGAGAUGGCGCUACGUAUCUUGGAAAUCGAUUCCGGUCUUGCUCGAAUCAAAGGGAAGAAUGGUGAGACUCCUCUGCACUACAUUAAUAAAUUUGGAAACUGUGAUGAUCUGUUGCAUAAAAUGUUGGAGGCUUCCCCUGAUUGUAUCCGAGAUGUUACAAAUCAAAACCGCACUGCUUUGCAUAUGGCAGUGGAAAACAAAAGACUAGACGUCCUCCAAGUACUAAUUGGAGCGCUUAGGAGGAAAGACUAUUACAGAGAAACGGUGAACCGAAAGGACGAAGAGGGUAACACCGCGCUGCACUUAGCUGCAAGAAAUAAUCAACUUGAGAUGGUGAAGCUGCUAUUAAACUGCAAAGCAGAUAGGCAAGCCAAGAAUCAGCAUGGUUUGACAGCGUUGGAGGUUGCAGAACAACAUAAUAGCAGAGAAAGCGUCAUUGUUCUACGUGGUUUAUGUAUUCCAAUAGUGUCAAACUUUUCUCAUCAGUUUGAUAAUCAAAUCAUCAAAUACGUGACGAAAGCAUCAUCGUUAAUUUUUCACGAUAUGGAGAAUAUAUCAGAGCAGGACCGCAAUACUUUGCUAGUAAUUCUGGGACUCCUGCUGACUGCUACCUACCAAACAAGUCUCAGCCCACCAGGAGGCGUUUGGCAGGCCGACUGUUCUUCGAGCUCCCCUGGUUCGAAACUUAUCGAAAGAAGGGAAUCGCCAGGGAGUAUAGGGACAGCAGUGAUGGAUCAAUACUAUUUCCUUCUGUUCUACAGUCUAACCUACGUCGUCUUCAUCGCAGCCUUUUUCCUAACACUAGCCCUGCUUAAACCCUUCCCGCUUGGUAUCAGAACAGCACUUCAAUUACUUCUCGCGUUUCUCGCACUCUGCUUCGACCAAUCGGUAUCUACCAUAGCACCAACCUUUUCGAUAGCUAUAACUCUACGUACAUUUUCGACGGUCAUUUUCGUUUUCAUGGUGUUCAUGUGUAUAUCAUACAAGGUGUCAAAACUCAGUGUCUCGAUCGUCGGAUGUUGGAUAUUCCCUUCGUUUUCGCUUUCCAUUCUCGCCGGAGGUGUAGUUAUAGGUGUAAUUCAAGGAUUUUUUAUAUUCCUUGUCCUAUAUGAUGAGCUCUGGAAAGGAACCUUGUUAGUUGUAGGUUACAAUCUAUUUGUUAGUGGGGGUUAUAGGAGUGGUUAUGGCUGGAAAUACCCUACAGCAUUCGUAGCAUGCUGGCUAUUACUUAAUAUAUGUCGAUUUUGCAUAAAGCGUUGUAUUAAAUGUUGUAAAGAUUUUCAAUUUAAUUUUAAUUCGAUCGGUAUGGUUGCUAUUACAACAUUUAGGAGAACGUGGAUCCAAACACGUUUUAAGUUGGAAUAUCCUUCGAUUUAA
Messenger RNA from Hibiscus syriacus, 1657 nucleotides. RefSeq names its product ankyrin repeat-containing protein BDA1-like. The record is from RefSeq and is a predicted model, not a curated record. The coding region runs from base 29 to 1657 and encodes 542 amino acids. Gene Ontology annotation, molecular function: protein binding. Lineage: Eukaryota; Viridiplantae; Streptophyta; Magnoliopsida; Malvales; Malvaceae. The transcript has 2 exons.